Fusarium coffeatum is the source of this 1380-nucleotide messenger RNA. RefSeq lists its product as uncharacterized. NCBI's taxonomy places the organism in Eukaryota, Fungi, Ascomycota, Sordariomycetes, Hypocreales, Nectriaceae. The transcript has a single exon. Gene Ontology annotation, biological process: cell wall organization; carbohydrate metabolic process. Gene Ontology annotation, molecular function: 1,3-beta-glucanosyltransferase activity; glucan endo-1,3-beta-D-glucosidase activity. The record is from RefSeq and is a predicted model, not a curated record. The coding region runs from base 1 to 1380 and encodes 459 amino acids. Gene Ontology annotation, cellular component: fungal-type cell wall; cell surface; extracellular region.
AUGAAGGUUUCAUCCGCUGCCGUCGCUGUUGGUGCCCUCGCCAUGGGCGCUGAGGCCAAGAACUACCUUGGUUUCAACUCCGGUGCCACCCUCGCCAACCGCGAGGCCAAGUUCAAGGCCGACUUCCAGGCCGAGUUCGAGACUGCUCAGGGCCUCAAGACCUCCCCCGGCGACUUCAACGCUGUCCGACUCUACACCAACAUCCAGGCUUACUCCGAGGAUGACCCCAUCGAGGCUUUCGAGGCUGCCAUCGACACCAAGACCCAGAUCCUCCUCGGUGUCUGGACCUCCGGUACCGACUCCAUCGACAAGGAGAUCAGCGCCCUCAAGAAGGCCGUCCAGAAGUACGGCUCUAAGCUGACCGACCUCAUCAUUGGUGUCUCCGUCGGUAGCGAAGAUCUCUACCGUAACUCCGUUACUGGUGUCAAGAACAAGGGUGGUGUCGGUGUUCAGCCCGACGCCCUCGUCGACUUCAUUGACGACUUCCGCAAGGCCUUCAAGGACACCCCCAUCUCCAAGGUUCCUCUCGGCCACGUCGACACCUGGGACGUCUGGGGUAACGCCACCAACAAGCCCGUCCUCGAUGCCAUUGACUUCAUUGGUGUCGAUGAGUACCCCUACUACGAGAACGGCAAGGGCAACAGCAUCGACAACGCUGCUAAGCUCUUCGACAAGGCUUUCGAUGCCACCGUCGCUGCUGCUGGCGGUAAGCCCGUCUGGGUCACCGAGACUGGCUGGCCUUACAAGGGUCCCGACUGGGAUGAGGCCAAGCCCAGCGUCAAGAACGCCCAGAAGUACUGGCAAGAGGUCGGCUGCAAGAGCCUCUUCAACAAGGUCCCCACCUUCUGGUACAACCUCCGUGACUCCAACCCCGACAACAAGAUGAAGUUCGCCAUUACCGAGAACCUCUCCACCACCCCUCUCUUCGACCUCUCUUGCGACAAGGUUGACGACAAGGAGACCUCUAGCUCCGCUGAGUCCAAGACCAAGACUUCCACCGCCACUUCCAAGUCUACUGGCGAGUCUCACACCACCGGCACUUUCAUCACCGCUACCGCCUCUGCUACCGGCUCCAGCGAUGACGAUGAGGACUCCACUGCUACUGGCUCUGGCUCUGCUUCCAAGCCUACCUCCGGCUCUGGCUCCAGCUCUGGUGAUGCCUCUGAGUCUGGCUCUUCUGGCUCCGGCUCCGAGUCCGGCUCCGCUGGUUCUGCCUCCGAGUCUGGCUCUGCUGGUUCCGGCUCUGGCUCCGGUUCUGAGUCUGGUUCCGAGACUGGCACCGGCUCCGAGGCUGCUGAGACCCCCAGCACUGUCAACGCUGCUGCUGGCUUCACCGCCUCUGCUGCCGCCAUUGCCUUCUUCGCCAUGCUUGCUCUGUAA